This is a messenger RNA of Phragmites australis (common reed), 779 nucleotides long. RefSeq lists its product as uncharacterized. Lineage: Eukaryota; Viridiplantae; Streptophyta; Magnoliopsida; Poales; Poaceae. Bases 152 to 634 code for a protein of 160 amino acids. The record is from RefSeq and is a predicted model, not a curated record. The transcript has a single exon.
ACAUCAUUUUAUCACAAACCCAAACCAACAAGAUUACAAGAAUAUGUACAUCGAUACAUCCAUCCAUUUGCAAGCUACAAAUGAAACCACAAGACUUGCAAAGUAAGCACAAGGAAGCAAACAAGUAAGCUAGGAAGCCAACAGGUCCUCCAUGGCCGGCAGCAAGGCCACCUACCCGCUCCUCCUCCUACUGGCCACCGUCGCCGUGGUCGCCGCGGAGUCGUCGGUGGGCGGCAACGGCACGUCGUCGCCGACAGCGUACGAGAUGCUGGAGCGGUACGACUUACCGCGGGGCAUCCUGCCGGAGGGCGUGGAGGGGUACGUGCUCCGCCCGGACGGCACCUUCGAGGUGUACUUCCCGCGUGCCUGCGAGUUUCUGCUGUCGCACAAGUGGCUGGUCCGCUACGACGCGCGCGUCUCCGGCUCCGCCGCGGCGGGCUCGCUGACGGCGCUGGAGGGGAUAUCGGUGAAGGUGCUGUUCCUGUGGCUCUCCGUCGGCGAGGUCGACCGCGCCGGGGACCGGCUCAGCUUCUACAUCGGCCCCGUCGCGACGUCGUUCCCGCUCGGCGACUUCGCCGAGAGCCCGCGCUGCCGCGGCUACGACCGCGCCGGCGUCGCGGCAGCGUCGUCGUGAUGACGAGCUUCUUGCUGGUGAUUGCUAGUAAUCAGUAGGUGUGUUUCUUUGAUGCUUUAGCUGGCUAUACAUGUGCAUCGAGUACAAGCUGGUGAUUAGAUAUUGCUGUUACGGGAAAUUUGAGUAAAUUAUUUGGUAAUCUCCU